CUGAGAUAGGAUAUAGAAACGUGAAAUGGAGUUGAAAUUUGAAUAGGCUAACUAUUGGUAACGCUAGGCGAUUAGAGUCGUUGAUUAUUCUCACAAACUGGAGCUGCACGAUCUUGUUGUAGAGGAAGUGCUUCGUGCUAAGGAUCAUUGAUUGUUUGUGAAGGACAGAGUGGCACAACCGCACGCACGGAAGCCGUUGUUGUACUUCAGUAGAGUCUACGUGUUAUUGUGGACCUUCGUUGAGAAAGAACAUGUCGGCCAUUUUGCAGAUGCGUCCCGAGAACAAGGUCGACGAGUGUUUUCUCGUGGAGGUUCGGGGUACCUUCGAACUGACCCGGGAGCAGCUGGAGCUUCGAGGUGGCGAUAACCGCCAGGGCUUGCAACUUGGGAAAUUUCGGAUCAAAGAGGGCAAUAAUGUUUACGUCUUUCGAUUAGAUGACAACAACUCCAACUCGUAGUUUUUCAUGAAUUUCCCCAGAGGAUAGAUGUGUUCACAGUCUUCCACGUAGCCGUUCUGAGCCCGAUCCAUGCAUUGACUGAGAUGUUGGCUGAGGAUUGACAUUUUAGAAGUAGGAAAGGACUCUAAGAUGUUGAGUUAGAGAUGGGAAGCAACAUGCUCGUAGGGACCGUAGAAAAAUUGAAGAAGCCACUGUUGAUCGUCAAGAAAACCGGACAGAAGCGAAAUUGUCUGCGACCUCCAUUACGAAUGCUGGCUUGACGUAGAAAUUUCGAGGCUCGUUGGAUGCACGACUGAUCUCUCAUUUUGUCCAGCGUAGACUUUGUUGGGCGGAGCUGUACAGGACUGCAUUAACUAUCCAUCAUCCGGGUUAAAACUUCAAGGUGUUUAGUUGGUCUCUUCGUCCUUUUGCUCGGAAAAGUCUGCGGCAAUUCUUUUGCUUUGUUCUAAUUCCUAAGAGCUCUAGGAGCGAACAGCAGUCCGGAAGCGCUGCCGUGGAUGGAAAAGUCGCUCCAGCAAGGACGUCACAAUUUGCUGCCACUGGAUCUUUAGGUGCUCCUGGUUUUGGGGGAGGCUUCGGUGGAAGCAACACUGCAUUCGGAGCUGGCUUUGGAGGGUUUGGCGAAAAAAUGGAAGAAAUUUUCUCCGGGGACACGCGAAGCGAGAUACUCGAAGUCGAAGCAGUGAUCCGGCGGAAAGCAAUCUUCACGAAACGGCCUAGUAUCUUCGUCCCUCCGGAACUCGUAGAGAAGCCUGUGGAUAUAAGCAAACGCAAAAAAAAAUAGUUUAGUUUAUUUUAUUUUUCACGAUUUGCCGCGCACAGUCAGUACUAGUCUCGGGUGAUUGAUGAAAGUCGAUGGAUCUUUCUUUUCCAUGUGACAGCAUGAGAUGAAACUGUGGUGCUAUGAAUCUUCGUCAUGUCUGGUUCUACUUGACUACUUUCCUGUCAAUGAUGCUGCAUUCUGGAAGAAAAAUCGAAAUAAUCUAGGAGACGUGCAGUAGGUGGAAAUGCUGAAACUAGUUGUUCUCGAAAUGCGCAGUCUCCUGCCGUACUUGUGCAUGAAUUCAGAGAAUUGGAAUGCUUCAAUACAAAUCUGAAUCGAUGAGUGGUACACCGAAGUAAGUACGAGACACAUGAUGCAUGAUUGACAUCUGAGAUGAACUCAGCGCGCACUCCAUCUGGAGGGCUGGUGGCGAUUUCAUGAGUGCAUAUGAAUGUCAGACAGUUCGAGAAUUUGGAAUUCCUAGAAGCCCGUGUUAAUGAAUGAAGGUUGAAUGCAGCGUGGCGAAUGAUUCUGAAUGCACAGCUUGACCUGAAGAUUGAAUGUGAAAUCCAAGGAGAUGAAGUGCUAACUCGCUUCCGCGAAUGUGAAAAAUCUCUCUGAAUUUUGUACUAAAACGUGAAGCUGCAAAUACAAAUGCAUGAAGUUGCAACUGUUCUUGCAACAGUACAACUAUGAAUAUUCAC
This is a messenger RNA of Amoebophrya sp. A25, 1925 nucleotides long. NCBI's taxonomy places the organism in Eukaryota, Dinophyceae, Syndiniales, Amoebophryaceae. The record is from the annotation of a GenBank genome assembly.